CCAUUAUAUAUAUAGGUGAUAGAAGAUAAUUAAGGUUAUUGAACUUAAGCUAAAAAAAAAAAGCAUGGAGUAUGAGGAUCAAGAAGAGGAGCAAGACGGAGAACUCGGGCUUGGCCCGAGUUACGACGACUCGCCGGCCAACUCGAACCCGACUCGGCCGACCCCUUUGGAUUCGGCGGCGCCGCCGUCCCUGAGGAAGUUCAGGUACAAGGAGUGUCUGAAGAACCACGCCGUCGGCAUGGGUGGCCACGCCCUGGACGGCUGCGGCGAGUUCAUCGCGGCGGGAGACGACGGAACCCUCGAAUCCCUCAAGUGCGCCGCCUGCAACUGCCACCGCAACUUCCACCGCAAGGAAAACGAAGCCGCGGCGGCGGCGGCCGCCGCGUUCGCCUUCCACCAGCACCCUCAGCAGCAGCAGCUGCUCCUGACCCACCACCACCACCACCCGGCGCAUUUCGGGUACCGCAGCCCGAGCGGGUACCUCCACGUGGCCUCCGCCGCCGCACCACAUCACCACCACCAGAGGGCGGCGCUGCUGGCUCUGCCGUCAAGCUCCGGCGGCGGCGACGGCGGAGAUGGAAGUGGGUCCCGAGAUGAGAUGGAGAAUUACUACUCGAACCCACACAUGAGCAGCUCCGGAAAGAAGAGAUUCAGAACGAAAUUCACGGCGGAGCAGAAGGACAAAAUGCUGAACUUCGCGGAGAGGUUGGGGUGGCGGAUUCAGAAGCAGGAGGAGGAAAUGGUGCAGCAAUUCUGCGGCGAAAUGGGAAUCAAGAGGCACGUGCUUAAAGUGUGGAUGCACAACAACAAACACACUCUUGGUAAGAAAACCUAAAUAAUAAUUAUUACAAAAAAAAAAAAAAAAUUGGAAACUUUUAAGAAUUUUCUUGGAGGGGGAGGAGGUGACAAAUUUUAAUAUUCUAUGUAGGUAAUUAAUUAAUUAAAAGAAAAUGUUGUUGUUUUGUAAUAAUAUUAAUAUUUUGCAGUAUGAUGAUUUAAUUAGAAUGUUAAUUGGGAUGGUUAA
Erythranthe guttata (spotted monkey flower) is the source of this 1024-nucleotide messenger RNA. RefSeq names its product zinc-finger homeodomain protein 2. NCBI's taxonomy places the organism in Eukaryota, Viridiplantae, Streptophyta, Magnoliopsida, Lamiales, Phrymaceae. The record is from RefSeq and is a predicted model, not a curated record. Gene Ontology annotation, molecular function: DNA-binding transcription factor activity; transcription cis-regulatory region binding. Gene Ontology annotation, cellular component: nucleus. Gene Ontology annotation, biological process: regulation of developmental process; regulation of DNA-templated transcription.